Molecule: messenger RNA, 1534 nt
Organism: Silurus meridionalis
Lineage: Eukaryota; Metazoa; Chordata; Actinopteri; Siluriformes; Siluridae
Product: Serine/threonine-protein kinase pdik1l-B-like
Exons: 4
Coding region: 225-1298 (357 amino acids)
Biological process (GO): axon extension; autophagosome organization; protein autophosphorylation
Cellular component (GO): cytoplasm; autophagosome
Molecular function (GO): ATP binding; protein serine/threonine kinase activity
Source: RefSeq, a predicted model, not a curated record
UUGAAUCCUCAGCCAUGAUGUCAGCUGUUAUUAUCCCGUGACCAAUAGGAGCGCGGGGUUGGUUGAAGGCGGGAUCCUUUGAAAUGCGCUGAACUUCCGCUCCGGUCAGAAACACACGGAAGUACAGCAGGUUCCUGUUUUCUAUGAAGUGUGAAUGGCUCAAAGCUACAGAACCUUCUUCGCCCAUGAGUACCACAUUAUAAUCCAGUGAGGAUAAAACCAUCAUGGAGCAGGUGUACAGGCUGCAGCGGGAAGUGGGACGGGGCAGCUAUGGUGUGGUGUUUGAGGGUCACGUGAUGGAGACAGGCUGGUGGGGCUGCAGAGGAGACACGGUGGCCAUCAAACGUCUGCCCUGUUGCAGCCCGGAGAGCAUCGAACUCUAUUUGCAGGAGCUUUGGGCCAUGAGAGCCACCGCCAGUAGUCACCCAAAUGUCAUCGCCCUUCACAGCUGCCUGCUGCAGACAGGCCCGAAAAUGCUGCAGCCGCUGAAAUCGGACAAGCUGCCCCUGGACCUCGUCGAGAGCGCCCUCAAAGGAAGGGUAGUGGACAAGGAUUCAAAAAGUCAAGCGAGAAACCCGGACAGGUCCAGGAGGAGCCCGGUGUCCCCAGGGAAGCCCCCGGAACGCUGCUUGGCGCUGUGGCUGGUCAUGGAAUACUGCGAUGGUGGAGACCUGAAUCACUACAUACUGUCUCAGAGUCCAGACAUCCAGAGGAAUCUCCAGGUGGUUCAGCAGCUCAGCAGUGCAAUGGCUUUCCUGCAUGGAUUGGGAAUAGUGCACAGAGACCUCAAACCGGCCAACGUGCUCGUCUGCCUAACUCGAAGCGGCCCAGUGAUCAAGGUGGCUGACUUUGGCCUGAGCAAGAUGGUCGAAGGCCCUGCAGACGGAGAUCAGAGCAGACUGGCCCUUUCUUCCACGUGUGGAUCCGACUUCUACAUGGCCCCUGAGGUGUGGGCGGGACACAGCUACACCGCCCAGGCAGACAUUUUCUCACUAGGCGUCCUCUUCUGGGCCGUGCUGGAGAGAAUCACCUUCCUGGAGGACGGCUCUAACGAGGAACAGCUGGGAGCGUACGUGGAGAAGGGACGAUGGAUCGCGCCGCUCGGAGAGGCUUUAUGUCAGAACCCGGCUCUGCAGCUCGUAAUCCCCUCACGGACACGACGGGCGCCGCCGUCGCCCCCGACUCCCAGCCCUGAAUUGUGUGCCCUGCUGUUGGACAUGCUGGCGUUCGACCCCGAAACCCGGCCCACCGCCCUACAGCUGCAGGACAGAGUUUACAGUACCAUAGACACUCGGUGAUCUCCGAACCCUUUUCCUUCUUCACUUGUCAUUUCUUCCUCAGAACUCGUCCUGCUUCCUUCAUCAUGGAUUACGACUUCUUAGGCUUUUAAGUAGAAACGUAUUAGAGAUGUCUAGCGUUUAUAGCGUUCGCUUACAUGCCUGCAUUUAUGGAUUGUUCAAAUAUUUAAAAUAAUAAAAGCUUGCGAUUUCUCUGUAGCAAAACGCUAAAAACAAUCGCAGGCUCGAGAGAAAGA